Messenger RNA from Rhagoletis zephyria (snowberry fruit fly), 834 nucleotides. RefSeq lists its product as uncharacterized. Lineage: Eukaryota; Metazoa; Arthropoda; Insecta; Diptera; Tephritidae. The record is from RefSeq and is a predicted model, not a curated record.
AUGGAGGAAGCUCCGGCUACUGAAGAGUUGCAUGAUGACGAGUGCGGGCAGAUAUUUGAAACUACGCAUGGCCGUACCCCCGAUGGUCGUUAUGUAGUGCAACUUUCUUUGCGGCGCAAGGUCCCAGAACUUGGUGACUCCUAUGCAUACCCUGCGCGACAAUUCUAUUGGCUCGAACGCCGUCUGAUUGCGGAUCCUAGUCUAAGGGAAAAAUACGUGAGCUUUAUGAGGGAAUAUGCGGAGCUUGAUCAUAUGGAGCGAGUGGAGCCACCACACAAUCAUAGCGGUUGCUACUACAUCCCACAUCAUGCGGUCGCUGUGAAGUUUCGAGUGGUGUUUAAUGCUUCGGCGCCGACUACUACGGGCGUGUCCCUCAACGACAUCCAGCUGGUGGGCCCAACGCUUCAAGACCCGCUGAUCAACAUACUUUUCCGCUUUCGGCGUUAUCGAGUGGCGGUAACUGCGGACAUUGAAAAGAUGUUCCGGCAGGUCCUGGUUGCAACAGCGCAUCGAGAUUACCAGCGAAUAAUAUGGCGCGAAUACCCCUCGGACGAGCUUGCAGUAUACCGGCUGAAAACCGUCACUUAUGGCAUGGCUUGUAGUCCAUACGACGCAGUACGUGCAUUGCAACAAUGCGCGAAUGACAAUUACCACGCAGUUCCUGAUGAGCACCAAGCGACUGAAGCCCGAGAAGCAAUUUUGAAUGCAUUCUACGUCGAUGAUUUCUUGACAAGCUGCGAGGACGCUACCAAGGCCGUUGAGCUGGCCAAUAAUGUAUGCAUUCAAUACGUCUGUGGCCCCGGUAUUGGGUUUGAGAUGGGACCCCGUGGCUGA